Messenger RNA from Abrus precatorius (Indian licorice), 1410 nucleotides. RefSeq names its product NAC domain-containing protein 37-like. Gene Ontology annotation, biological process: regulation of DNA-templated transcription. The record is from RefSeq and is a predicted model, not a curated record. The transcript is spliced from 4 exons. Bases 237 to 1253 code for a protein of 338 amino acids. Lineage: Eukaryota; Viridiplantae; Streptophyta; Magnoliopsida; Fabales; Fabaceae. Gene Ontology annotation, molecular function: DNA binding.
GAUUGAAACCAAAGUUCUAAGAAAGAAAGGUGCAGCUGCAGCUGUGUAUAGGGUAGCUCAUAAAAGUAGUGGUUUUAGGGUCAGCAUUUCCUCAAAGUUCGUCAAGGGAAGAGGUCAGAGACGUGACAUGGAAAUUCUCGACAAAGGGACAACAAAGUCAGAGCCCCAGUUUCCUGAAUGAGACGAACCAAGACUCUCUCACUAGCUAAUGCCUCAACACUACACCAGUAAUUGCUAUGAUGGAGUCGAUGGAGUCAUGUGUCCCACCGGGUUUUCGGUUCCACCCUACAGAUGAAGAACUUGUUGGUUAUUAUCUGAGGAAGAAAGUAGCUUCUCAGAAAAUUGACCUUGACGUUAUCAGAGAGAUCGAUCUAUAUCGUAUUGAACCAUGGGAUCUCCAAGAGAGAUGCAGGAUCGGGUAUGAGGAGCAGAAUGAGUGGUAUUUCUUCAGCCACAAAGAUAAGAAGUAUCCAACUGGGACAAGAACUAACAGAGCUACCAUGGCUGGGUUUUGGAAAGCGACAGGAAGAGACAAAGCAGUGUAUGACAAGGCAAAACUAAUUGGGAUGAGGAAGACCCUCGUUUUCUACAAAGGAAGAGCCCCUAAUGGACAGAAAACAGACUGGAUCAUGCACGAGUAUAGGCUUGAAUCUGAUGAGAAUGGACCUCCACAGGAAGAAGGAUGGGUUGUGUGCAGAGCAUUCAAGAAAAGAACCAAUGGGCAAACGAAGACUAUUGAAGGAUGGGAUACAAGCUACUUCUAUGAUGAAGCAAGUGGAGUGAGCACUGUGGUCGAUCCAAUUGAUCUCAUCUCAAGGCAACCUCAGAGCUUUUUAUCUCAAAAUUUCUUGUGCAAGCAAGAGAUAGAAGCAGAUAACUUGAGCUGCAUGCACCCAGAUCAAUUUGUACAACUACCUCAGCUAGAAAGCCCGUCUUUGCCAUUGAUAAAGAGGCCAAGCACAAUGUCCCUUGUAUCAGACAACAACGAAGAAGAUGAUACUCAAAACAUGUUAAUCAACAACACCACAAAGAAAGUCACUGAUUGGAGAGCUCUUGACAAGUUUGUGGCUUCUCAACUGAGUCAGGAAGACAGGCAUGAAACUAAUGCUCUAUCAAGCUUUGAAACCCAUAAUAACAACCCGGACAUGGCAUUGCUGCUACUGCAGAAUAGUAGGGAUGAAGGGAACAAGUUAAGCCCGUUUUUUAAUACAAGCUCAGACUGUGAUAUUGGGAUAUGCGUAUUUGAAAAAUGAAGAAGUGCAUGGAAACGAUUUUUAUUUGUAGUACCAUAUAAUUAAAUGUUCGAUUGAUGCUGGGACAUACUAUAUUUUUGUAAAAAUAUGCAUGUGUGGAUCCGAAGAUUUAAACACUUUCUUCCCUUACGCGUGAGUGCAAGUGUGUGUGCGCAAA